Messenger RNA from Chaetura pelagica (chimney swift), 684 nucleotides. It is a transcript of the gene CUNH8orf48, whose product is annotated as chromosome unknown open reading frame, human C8orf48. Bases 1 to 684 code for a protein of 227 amino acids. NCBI's taxonomy places the organism in Eukaryota, Metazoa, Chordata, Aves, Apodiformes, Apodidae. The transcript has 5 exons. The record is from RefSeq and is a predicted model, not a curated record.
AUGGUUUCCCAAGUUGAGCUGUCUGAAGUAGUGGGUUCUGCAGCUGUAGGAAGAGAUGCCAUGGGAGAAUGGAUUGAUCUGGAAAAUAAAAAAGCUGCCAUGAAGCAACACAAAUCCGUCAUCCAAACUCAUGCUGUAAUUGACACUUUUGUUGAUUCAUGCCUGACAGAAAUGACUGGAUUAUUAGCUGGAGAACUGGAUGCUCUCCACUCCUUUUGCACCACGAAAAUAAGUUGGAUGCGUCAGCAGGGAACUGGUGGCAAGUCAAGAAAGCUGCAGCAUGGAUUGACAGCAGAGAAACUGCAGACAAGUGACUUGAACUGCAUUGUUCCUGAUCACCUAAUGAACAGAAUCCACCUGAAAAAUAUCAGGGAGACUCUUAAACAGGUGACAGAAGCUGAAAUCCAUGACUCGUCCGUGUGCCCCGACUGCCAGAAGAAGGAAGCAGAGUUGGCUCAGGUUGCCUUUCUCAGACGGAAGAAGGUUCUCAUGGAAAGUGCUUUAAUACAAGAAAAACUGGAAGAACAGAUUUACUCCAGAGAUGUGCUUACAAUUCUAGGAGAGGCACUCAGAAGCUUGCCCAAACCUUCAGAGGAUCCCAGGAACUUAUGGCAAAGGCUGAAAGGUAAGAAAAUGCAGGGCCUGAAAGUAGCAAACACAACUUCAGGACAUAAAGACCUGUGA